Marchantia polymorpha subsp. ruderalis is the source of this 1650-nucleotide messenger RNA. The record is from the annotation of a GenBank genome assembly. Lineage: Eukaryota; Viridiplantae; Streptophyta; Marchantiopsida; Marchantiales; Marchantiaceae.
AUGGGAUUCACCGAGGGAGUCAGCGAAGGCGGGAGCUGCAGAUGGAGCGAGCGCUUGCGGAUCAUAAUGGUUCUGAUCGCCUUCGUGCAGGUUCAAAGUCAGGGGGGGAGCUGGAAGCUGCUGUCGGAGAAUGUAGGAAUAGCUUCCAUGCACACCGCAGUGACGCACUACGGCUCGGUGAUCAUGCUGGACAGGACGAACAUCGGCCCGUCGAACAUCACACUCCCGCACGGCAGAUGCCGCAACAAUCCCAAGGACCUCGUGCUCCCACGAGACUGCUACGCUCACUCGGUGGAAUUUUUCCCGAAAUCCGGACGAGUGCGCCCUCUGUACAUUUGGAGCGACACUUGGUGCUCGUCCGGCCAAUUCGGGGCCGAUGGAACGCUGGUGCACACGGGAGGCGAUUACGAUGGAAUCAGGCGGAUACGAAGGUUCGUUCCGUGCCCGGAGAGCAACGGCACCUGCGACUGGAAGGAGGACAAGAAGCCGCAGCUCUACGCCGAGAGAUGGUACGCUAGCAACCAGCUGCUGCCGGACGGCACUUUCAUCGUCGUCGGCGGGCGCAGCGAGUUCACGGUGGAGUUCGUGCCGCCGCGACCGGGAAACGCGACGUACCUGCCCCUGCUGGAGCAGGUCGACGACUACCAGGGCGACAACAUGUACCCGUUCGUUCACCUGCUACCGGACGGCAACCUGUUCAUCUUCGCCAACCGCGACUCGAUUGUCUACGACUACCGGAAGAACGUGACGCGCCGGCGGUUCCCGAGAAUUCCCGGCACGCCUCGCUGCUACCCGUCGGCCGGGAGCUCCGUCCUGCUGCCGCUCCGGGCUAGCGACGGGUUCCGGCAGGUGGAGAUCCUCGUCUGCGGCGGCGCUCAGCUCGGCGCCUGGGCCUACCCCGAGGAGCUGCUGGACGCGGCGCAGGACUGCGGGCGACUGCUGGUCAGCGACCCGGACGCGGACUGGGUAAUGGAGACGAUGCCGAUCCGGCGGGCAAUGGGCGACAUGGUGCUCCUGCCGAACCAGCACGUGACGAUCAUCAACGGCGCCAGCAGGGGCUCGCAGGGCUGGGGCUUUGCCGAGGACCCUGUUCUUUACCCGGUGGACUACGACCCCAGGUCGCCUCCCGGGUCGCGGUUCGCCGUCAUGAGCCCCACCGUCGUCCCGCGCAUGUACCACUCGACGGCCAACCUUCUGCCCGACGGCGGCGUGCUCGUGGCUGGAAGCAACACGCAUCACUUCUACACCUUCAACGAGACGUACAACACGGAGCUGCGAGUGGAGCAAUUUCGGCCCGAGUACAUGAGCUCCGAGCUCGACUUUCUGAGGCCGGCCAUCGUCGAUUUCCCUAAAGCUGUCGGCUACGGCGAGAGUUUCAGUGUGGCCGUCGUGCUUCCCUCGGCCCCGCAUCACGACAUCGAGCUGGUGCUGCUGAGUUCUCCUUUCACGACCCACUCCUUCUCGCAAGGCCAGCGCAUGAUCAGUCUUGCUGUCGAGCCCCCGCUCUUGGUGGAUGCGAGUUCUGGUCUCUACCAUGUCACAUGCACGUCUCCCCCUACCGGCGAAAUCGCACCAGCCGCUUACUACAUGCUCUUCGCUCUGAAUUAUGAAGUUCCCGGGGAAGCAGUUUGGGUGCAGAUAGUUCCGUGA